Molecule: messenger RNA, 687 nt
Organism: Colletotrichum chrysophilum
Lineage: Eukaryota; Fungi; Ascomycota; Sordariomycetes; Glomerellales; Glomerellaceae
Exons: 3
Coding region: 1-687 (228 amino acids)
Biological process (GO): endoplasmic reticulum to Golgi vesicle-mediated transport; vesicle fusion
Cellular component (GO): Golgi medial cisterna; Golgi membrane; cis-Golgi network
Molecular function (GO): SNAP receptor activity
Source: RefSeq, a predicted model, not a curated record
AUGGCUGCGGCUUCUGGAAACACUGGCUGGGCCCAGCUACGGCAACAAGCGCGAAGUCUCGAGACACAGACAGAGACCUUGUUCCACACAUACUCCCAGUUCUCGACAGUAUCAGAUAUACCAGCAAAACCGACAGAAGAUGAAAGGACAACAGAAGCAAAACUCCAGGAUCUCCUCGAGAGACGCGAGAACGUCAUCUCCCAACUAGCCCGCCUCCUCGACUCCGAAGCGACCCUCACCUCCUCCGCUUUGAAGCAGAACAACCUCGCCCUCCUCCGCGAGAAGCUUGCCGAACACAAGCGCGACCUUGUGCGCAUCCGCAGCAAAAUCGCCCAGGCCCGCGACCGCGCCCACCUUCUCUCCAAUGUCCGCUCCGACAUUGACGAGUACCGAGCCAACAACCCCGAAGCCGCUGAGGCCGAAUACAUGCUCGCCGAGCGCAACCGCAUCGACAAUAGUCACAACAUGGCCGACAGCGUCCUGUCCCAGGCUUACGCCGUGCAGGACAACUUCAACAUCCAGCGCGAGACCCUCGCCAGCAUCAACCGUCGCAUCACCAUGGCCGCCAGCCAGGUGCCAGGGUUAAACAGCCUCAUCGGCCGAAUCUCCGCGAAGAAACGCCGGGACGGCAUAAUCAUGGGCGUCUUCAUCGCCUUCUGUUUCCUCGUCUUCUGGUGGUUCCUAUGA